Messenger RNA from Macroventuria anomochaeta, 474 nucleotides. RefSeq lists its product as uncharacterized. The record is from RefSeq and is a predicted model, not a curated record. NCBI's taxonomy places the organism in Eukaryota, Fungi, Ascomycota, Dothideomycetes, Pleosporales, Didymellaceae. The coding region runs from base 1 to 474 and encodes 157 amino acids. The transcript has 2 exons.
AUGUCGUCCCUCUACACGCCCGGUCAGAUUGAUGACGCCAACCUGAACUACCACUACAGAGUGGUAUUCGACGAUGCUCGUGGUAUAUACUACCAGUUGGCGACGGGAGCACUAGGCUUUCCCCAAGGCUUCUGGAUUCCGAGCGUCUCUUCAGAACCCGCUUCAUCGUCUGCAGUGCCAGCACCGUCCAGUUACCGGACUAAGGUGGUAUCGACUUUUCGAAUCGUGGCACACACCAUGGGACCUUUGGCGCCCGGCGCAUCCAUCAGCCAGAACCAUUGGACGAUAUAUCUGCUCGUCCAGGGCGGUUCAGUACAGCUGAAUAUGAAGACAAACACAGAUCUGCACUCCCGCCGAGGGAUUUUUUUGGUUAAAGAGCAUGCCUAUUCGGAAUCGAACAUGGCUGUGUGUUUCUUCGAUUUCCCAGCCGCACCGAGUGUCACGGUUGGGUGGGUCGAAAGCGAGAUCAGGUAA